This is a messenger RNA of Carya illinoinensis, 1746 nucleotides long. RefSeq names its product zinc finger BED domain-containing protein RICESLEEPER 2-like. Lineage: Eukaryota; Viridiplantae; Streptophyta; Magnoliopsida; Fagales; Juglandaceae. The transcript is spliced from 2 exons. Gene Ontology annotation, molecular function: DNA binding; protein dimerization activity. The coding region runs from base 130 to 1581 and encodes 483 amino acids. The record is from RefSeq and is a predicted model, not a curated record.
ACCACUGUAGCGAGAGAUUGUAUUAAACUAUUUAAAAAAGAGAAGGAGAAGUUGAGGAAAGUAUUUAAGGAAAUUGGGCGGGUUAGUUUAACUACUGACACUUGGACAUCCAAUCAGAACUUCAAUUAUAUGUGUCUUACUGCACACUUUAUUGACUGUGAAUGGAAAUUACACAAAAAAAUUAUAAAUUUUUGUUUAAUUCCUAAUCACAAAGGGGACACUAUUGGAAGGCAUGUGGAGUCGUGUCUACAGGAUUGGGGUAUUGAGAAGAUUUUUACUGUUACAGUUGACAAUGCUUCCUCAAACGAUGUUGCCAUUGAUUACUUAAAAAGAUUUGUGGAAGGUCAUUUGUUGGAGGGGAAGUAUAUUCACAUAAGGUGUUGCGCUCAUAUUAUGAACCUUAUUGUGAAUGAUGGGCUAAAAGAUUGUGAUGAUUCAAUUGCAAGGGUGCGCAAUGCGGUUAAAUAUGUUAGAUCAUCUCCUGCAAGAAUGGAAAAAUUCAAAAAGUGUAUAGAGAAGGAGAAAAUCAGUUGUUUAAAAUUAGUGUGCCUUGAUGUUCCCACCAGAUGGAACUCCACUUAUCUCAUGCUAGAAGUUGCAGAAACAUUUCAAAAACCAUUUUUGCGAUUGGAGAAUGAAGAUGGUUAUUUUUCUCGCUAUUGUCGUAGUGUGGGCUUGAGCCCCCCAAGUUCUAGUGAUUGGGUGAGAGUUAAAAUAAUGGUUAAAUUUUUGAAGAUUUUUUAUGAUGCUACUGUGAGACUUUCUGGCUCUUUGUAUGUCACAUCUAAUGCAUAUUUUCAAGAGAUUUGUGGCAUUCAAUCGCAUUUAUCAAAAAUGAGUCAAAGUAAUGAUCCAGUCUUGAAAGUUAUGGCUACGAGCAUGAAGAGUAAAUAUAACAAAUAUUGGGGAUCAAUUGAAAAGACUAACUUGAUGAUAUUCAUUGCUGUUGUUCUUGAUCCAAGAUGCAAAUUUAGUCUUUUGCAUUUUUUGUUCAAAAAAAUAUAUGGUGGUAAUUUAGUUGAAGAAAUGAUUGUAAAAGUGAAAGAAUUGAUGAUUGACAUGUACGGGGAGUAUAGUAUUAUGUAUGGGAGUUCAGGUGGAGUUUCAUACUCUGAGCCUCCUUCCUCAGUUGAUCCUAGUAUGAUUGAUUCUGAUUCUCAGCAAAGUUUUUGGGUUGAAUAUGAGCAAGAAAUUAUUGAAAGUAGUUUGAGGAACAAAUCAGAGAUUGAUCAAUACUUGGAACAUGGUUGUGAGGCACGAGUUCCAAAUUUUGAUAUUUUAGAUUGGUGGAAGAUCAAUGAAAUCAAGUAUCCUAUUUUGGCGAGAGUUGCACGGGAUGUGAUGGCCAUUCCUGUUUCUACUGUUUCUUCUGAGUCAGCCUUUAGUGCAGGGGGUCGGGUGCUUGACCCAUUUCGUUGUUCAUUAUCUCCAAGAACAGUUGAGGCACUUGUUUGUACUCAGAAUUGGUUAAAAGAUCCAAUAACUAUUGAUCUUCGUGCCUCGCUGGACAAUGUUGAAAGUUUUGAGGCAGAAUCAGAAUUUGAUCCCCAAUCAAGCUUUAUUUAUAUUGAUGAUGAGUGACUCAAGGCUUAUGGUCGACACAUUCUAUAUUUGUUGUUAAAGAUUCUUAUUUGAGGAUUGUUUAUUUCAUGUUCAUGAAUUUGUUUAAAAGGACUAGAAUAUUUUCCAUGGGAUGUAACGUAGUGGAUGGUUGGGAUGUAAUGUUUUAUUGAGAAAGGCUGGAAA